AUGCCCCGCUCCUUCCUGGUGAAGAAGCCCUCCAGCACCCGCAUCCCCAACUACGGCCAGCUCGACACCCGUGCUCGCGAGCUCGACGGCGUGUGUGACUGCGGGGGGCUGCUCCCCCCCGGCUGCCACCAGCCCCCCGCGCCCCCUGCUCCCCCCCUCCUGCAGGGCCAUGGCCGCCUCCUCGUCCGCUUCUCCCUCCCGCUGCCCCCCGACGCCAAGGCUCCCCCCGUCCCAAGGGGCACCCAGAGCCCAGGCACCCCCCUGAAGGACACCCAAACCCUCAACCUGCCCCCGCGGCGGCGAAGCUUCAGCUGCCGGCACUGCACCCGGGCGUACGCCAGCCUGGGUGCCCUGAAGAUGCACCUCCGCACCCACACCCUGCCCUGCCUCUGCCGCCUCUGCGGCAAAGCCUUCUCCCGGCCCUGGCUGCUCCGGGGCCACAUUCGCACCCACACAGGGGAGAAGCCCUUCGCCUGCCCCCACUGCAGCCGGGCCUUCGCCGACCGCUCCAACCUCCGCGCCCACCUCCAGACCCACGCCGACGUCAAGAAGUACCGGUGCCGCGCCUGCGCCAGGACCUUCUCCCGCAUCUCGCUGCUGGCCCGGCACGAGGAGGGGGGCUGCUGCGGGGCGUCCUGA
Messenger RNA from Nipponia nippon (crested ibis), 639 nucleotides. Its product is annotated as zinc finger protein SNAI3. The record is from RefSeq and is a predicted model, not a curated record. Gene Ontology annotation, molecular function: DNA-binding transcription factor activity, RNA polymerase II-specific; RNA polymerase II cis-regulatory region sequence-specific DNA binding. NCBI's taxonomy places the organism in Eukaryota, Metazoa, Chordata, Aves, Pelecaniformes, Threskiornithidae. Gene Ontology annotation, biological process: regulation of DNA-templated transcription.